Cloeon dipterum is the source of this 991-nucleotide messenger RNA. RefSeq names its product N-acetylglucosamine-1-phosphotransferase subunit gamma-like. The transcript is spliced from 6 exons. The record is from RefSeq and is a predicted model, not a curated record. The coding region runs from base 93 to 968 and encodes 291 amino acids. Gene Ontology annotation, cellular component: Golgi apparatus. Lineage: Eukaryota; Metazoa; Arthropoda; Insecta; Ephemeroptera; Baetidae.
UGAAUCAUCAACACAAUACAAAACAAGGAUGAUGUGAAUAUAAGAGUAAAAUUUAUCUUUCGAAUUUUCAUUUAAUUUUACGUUUGUCAACUAUGAUUUUCAUUUUCACUGCUUUCAUUAUUGCCUCCACCAUCACUCUAACUGAAAAUACUAGAGUUUCGAUGAAAGUCAUUGGUCUGCCUAUAAAUCAAAUUGAAAAUGUUCCUAUUGGAGAUGACAUCAAGUGGCCUAAUAACUCGAACGAAAUUAACAAUGAAUGGUCGAGUACUGUCAUGCCUGCAAAUUACUCCGGCCCUCCUCAUUUAAAACAGUUGAUGGGACACUGUUUUUCUCUUACGGACCAAAAGUACAAAUAUAAUUUCUGUCCCUUUCAAAAUUUCACACAAGAGGAAGUAACACCUGCUGUCUCAAUUAAAAAAUACAAAGGAGUAUUGGGGGUCUGGGGUGAAUGGGAAUUAGCAGGCUACGAUAAUAAAUUGACGGCUAUGAAAUAUGUACAAGGAGACAAGUGUGAUGACAAAUUGAAUCGAUCAUCUACUGUUGUACUGCAGUGUAAAAAUGAUACUUUUGGCGAGUUGAGCGAAAUCAAAGAACCAAGUCGGUGCCAAUAUGAAGCUAAAUUCUCGACCCAACUUGUGUGCCACAAUCAUUCUUUAUUGAUUUACCCUUGGCUAACUGGAGCCGCCAAAAGGGAGUGGGACGAGAUUUACACUAGCUACAUCAACGAGCACAUCCCCGCGACGGAUCUAAAAUUGAGCUUAAAAUAUUUGUUCAUUAAAUCGGGACUGCUGCUGAAGCCGAAAACCCAACUGCGACAGGCGCCGGUCACAGUCAAGCCGAAGAGCUCCCUAAACCUCUGUGAUAUUAAAAUGAUUCAGCUGAGAACAGAGGUGCGGAGCCUCCGAGAGGUAAACACCUGGCUGACGGCUGAAAUGAAGAAACUGAUGCAAGAUGAUGAUUGGAAAUAAAAUUAAUAAUUUUAUUUUUUAGU